This is a messenger RNA of Hordeum vulgare subsp. vulgare (domesticated barley), 2405 nucleotides long. Its product is annotated as hydroxyproline O-galactosyltransferase GALT6-like. The record is from RefSeq and is a predicted model, not a curated record. Bases 1 to 966 code for a protein of 321 amino acids. The transcript has 5 exons. Lineage: Eukaryota; Viridiplantae; Streptophyta; Magnoliopsida; Poales; Poaceae. Gene Ontology annotation, molecular function: carbohydrate binding.
AUGGCCUGGGGCGCGGCGAGCUCCUCUUGUGGUGGUGGUGAUCACGCGCUCUGCCUCUGCCUCGGCCCCUCGCCCACGAUUUACUUCUCCCUCCGCACGCACGCCAUUCGUCCUUCCCUCACCUUCCCGACCUCCUAUCAGCGCCGCUCGGUCCCGCCCCCGCCCCCGCCCCACGAGCUCGCGGCCGCCCCCGAGCCAGGCGGGGCGCCGCGCCGCUGCGCCCGUCCAAGCGCGCGCACCGGGAGGCCCUCGAGGCCGCGCCGUCCGCCGCUCGGUCCCGCCCCCGCCCCACGAGCUCGCGGCCGCCCGUCCAAGCACGCGCACCGGGAGGCCCUCGAGGCCGCGUCGUCGGGGAUCGUCUCCGGCCUCGACCUCGGCCGCCUCAACUCCUCCCGCUCCGACGACUCGUUGCGCAAGGUCGCCACCGAGGCCGCCGCCGCCGGGGCCCGCGUCUUCGCCGACCUGCACGACGCCCUGCCCGACCUGCUCGAUGCGUCCAACGAGGAAGGAGAGGACAGGGGCAAGUGCCCGCACUCCAUCGCACUCGCCGCCGACGAGUUCCGGGCGAGGGGACAGACCGUCGAGCUGCCGUGCGGGCUCACGCUCGGCUCCUACAUCACCGUCGCCGCCAUGCCGCACGCCGCGCACCCCGAGCGGGACCCCAAGAUCGCGCAGCUCAGGGAGGGGGAGGAACCCCUCAUGGUCUACCAGUUCAUGAUGGAGCUGCAGGGGCUUAAGACGGUCAACGGCGAGGACCCGCCCAGGAUCCUCCACUUCAACCCCCGCCUCCGCGGCGACUGGAGCUGCAAGCCUGUCAUCGAGCAGAACACAUGCUACGGCAUGCAGUGGGGCACCUCGCUCCGAUGCGAGGGCUGGAUGAGAAAAAUCGGCGCCGCCGCCCCCACACUAGGAGCAUCGUCUUAUCCAUUCCUGUCGUCCACCUAUGGGCACACGCCACCGCGUUGACAGUGGCUUGUCACCGGUGAGGCGAGGCCGAUGCUUCAGCUAUAUGUUCGCAAGGAGGCGGGGUCGAUGGGGCGCAGGAGGGUGCCGGACGAUGGCGCUCCAGCGAGGGCUUGGCUAGGGCAGCGACCGGCGUGCUCGCUUGGGAGGUGGGAGGCCACCUCGAUGUGGCUUAGGCGUGGCAGCACGGCGUCGAGCCAUUGCGGGUGGCGCCGAGCCGGGGCAGUGGCCUGACGGGCGACGUCUAGGAGGUGUUGUCCUUGAGCCAGCGACGACGGCUGUAGCGGGACGAUGCGGGAUGUCUACAUGUUGCUUCAGGGUUGCGGGUCGUGGGCAGCGUCGUGCUCGCGCGUGAUACCCGUGUGUGAUUUGGAUCUAAUUACAGUGCGCUCCUCCUUCUCCACUUCAGCUUUCUAGACAAGGAUGAGGGCCUCCUCUCCUUACCCAUCCUUCCCCGGCGCCAGUGGCCAUGCUUGAGCGCGGGUGGAGAGUCUGGUUGUGUGCCAUGGUUGAUGCUUGACGCAGCAGACGGUCAAUGAUUCACAAGUGAUGUGGUCAUUGGCUCGCGGGGACGAAAGCAGAAACCGGUAUGGCGAUGGUGCCAAGGAGGACUCUCAGGCGUCCGCUGGUUGCAUCGCUGCUGCCAUACCCAUGGAGUGGCGCGGCUCCAACCAAUCUAAGAUGGUGUUCCUAUCUCUUUCUUUCUUGAGGUGCAAAGGAAUCGGUACUACAAUAGAACUUGAAGCCGAUGAGGAUGGAGGACAUUUAGUUUUGGUGGAGACAUCAGGUACAACACAUGUCAAUGAUAAUUCUGCCCCACAACCAAACAAAAGAAAUAUGAUGAUGAUGUUCAUUGGUGCUAGGCCUCCAGAAGUGGGUUUAAUUUUUGUGGCAGCAUGGCUCUGCUUGGUUCAGUUUUUCUUGGUCUACUUCGAGUUAGUUCCUUCUUGUGUAGUGGUGUUGGGGAACAUACUUAUCAGUAACUACUGGUUCCUGUGGAUUUCGAGGAGAUGGAAUGUCUACUUCAGGUUCAUUUUGUUUUCUCCUAAUCAAACUUGGGCUGCUCGAUGUAGAACGGCAGGGGUGGCUGGAGCUUGCAGAACGGCGGCGGCAAAGGCUAGAGCUUCCAGAUCGGCAGCCCAACCUGAGCAACAGCUCCAAGGAGGAUGCCACCAAGUGCUUGGUCUCGCUGGGAGAUGAGAGAUGUCGAGAAGUUGGGAGGCGGUGUUGCUGGCAGUGCCACGCUGCACCUCCGUGUCACCGGCAUGGCUACUGCAGGUAAUAUCACAAACAUUGUGUGAUAACAUCAAUAUGAAUCUCUCAAGGUAGGAAGAAAGAGAGGAACAUGAUGAAAAUUGUAUUGCCGGUUUUAGCAGGCGUGCUGGUCCUCACAUGCUUACCCAUUGUUGGAUAUUGCUUGAAUAAAAAAACAACCAGUGUAA